Molecule: messenger RNA, 1970 nt
Organism: Argiope bruennichi
Lineage: Eukaryota; Metazoa; Arthropoda; Arachnida; Araneae; Araneidae
Gene: vg
Product: transcription cofactor vestigial-like protein 2
Exons: 5
Coding region: 341-1129 (262 amino acids)
Biological process (GO): regulation of transcription by RNA polymerase II
Cellular component (GO): nucleus
Source: RefSeq, a predicted model, not a curated record
GCUUAUGAGUGAUUUUUGGGAGCAAAAUCCGAGUAUUGCAGAUCCCAUGAGUCAUUAGGCUUCAAAUUAAUGAGCGCGGAUAAUGGAGUGGAGAGGUAUCGGGUUGCAACUGGUUGCCUGUCACUCAAAAUUCAUCGCUUGGCAAGACGGUGAAUCCUGCUUUAUUUAUGAACAGCGAGCUUUGCUCCUUUUGUUCCUCGCUUCUACAGCAGCUAUUUAGAGAAGAAGCAGAGUGAGCAGCGGGAGUUUGAUAAUCCUGGACGAAGAUUCACUUCAACAUUUUUCUAUAUCUUACUUCACUACAGAAUCUUUCGGCCAAUAAUGAUGGUCGGAACAUGGUAUGAGGAAGUUUUCUGCAUUGAAACCUCAGGUAGAAGGAAGCAGUCCCGCGCCUUCCGCGUCUCCUCCGACUGAGGACAAAGGGGGUGCGGAGAAAGCGGAGGCGCAGUACCUGUCGGCCAACUGCGUCCUCUUCACUUAUUACAGCGGCGACAUUUCCUCGGUGGUGGACGAGCACUUCGCCCGAGCCCUCAGUCAAGUCGCCCCUUCGUACACCCCACAGCCCUCAGAAGCGAAAGCAUCCUCACACUCCUCGAAAGAUGGUCCUCCUAUGUCGCAUCGGAACUUUCCUCCCUCCUUUUGGAACAGUAACUAUCAGCCGAUGCCCAACUCCAAUCUGGGCCCCAUGGGUCCAGGGGCACUCGGAUCUCUUGGUCCGGAACUUACCUAUGGUGGAGAUCCUUAUCACCACCAUCCUGGAACGCUGCAUGCCACCUUGCACCACCAGAAUGACCCGUGGCACUACACACUGACAGGGCAGCCACCCUUCGGUUCCUCAUACCACCACGGAGCGGGCGGCGCUCGUUUCGGACCGCAGUACGGCUCUCUGCUACUCCAGCCUGCGGUGCGUUCCGCCGGGAGACUGGGUCCUGCCGCCGCAGCCUGCGCCAGCCUCGAGAAAGCAGACUCAUGGGGAAGCUCCAGAUACCACGACACCAUCGGACAUGUGGACUCGAACUACGGAGCAGCCUACGGUGCCAUGACGCCUAUGCCAGAUACCGGCAACGGCGGCUACUCGAGCAUGUAUGAGGUAUACAAGUUGCAGAGCAUCCAGCGGACCUUCCGGUGACAGCAGUGUUUGGAAGGUCAACCUCAAGACAGCAAGGACCUCUACUGGUUUUGAAGAACACAAAGUGAUAUCCCUGCACUCAUCCAGAAAUGCGAUGCCAGAAAGCGAAUUGCAGUUGCCAUGACAACCGAGUCAUUUCAACGAAAGAGAGUGAAAUUCCGUAGAUGCCCGAAAUAUUUGCCGAAAGCUCUUCGAAAUCAAUUUUUAGUAUAAAGACUGUAAAUAGUUUAUUCGAUCGAAAUGCAACUCGAGCAACGGAAAAAAAUCGAACAUUGACGAAAAAAAACAAAAAAACUUUGGAAAGAAAACGAUUCAUGAGUGACUCAAAUUCUCUUUCAAAAAUAUUAGAGAAGGACCAGGCUUUAGAAUCGCUAAAAAGCCUCUAAAUUCUAUGCCACUACUUGAAAAUCUAGUCAUCGCAAAAUCUUCAGGUUUUGAGAUAAAUGAAAGAAAAAUGGUAGUUUUGGGAGCUGUUAAAGAUCGCUGGAAAUGUAGAUAUGAUCUGAAAAAUUAGAUUAGAAAUGAUUAUAAAUUGCGUUUGAUUAUUCAAUUAAAAAAAGAGCAGCAUUUUUUUCAAAAUUGUAAGUGAAUUGGUUUUUUUUUUAAACUUUAUCGAAAUCAAAAGAGCCAUUUACUUUUAUUUGAUUCAUUUAUAUUAUUUAAGUAUAACAGGUAAACACUUCAUACAAAAUUCUUUAAAGUAUCUCAUUGUAAGCAAUCUUUGUUUAGAAAAUAAUGCAUUUCAAAUUUAAAUUUAGAAAGUAGAAACUUGUAUCCUGAGAACAUAAAUAAAAUUAUUGGAACAGAAUACCGUUAUUAGUAUUAAGCAGUAAAAUUUACG